Molecule: messenger RNA, 4212 nt
Organism: Mugil cephalus (flathead mullet)
Lineage: Eukaryota; Metazoa; Chordata; Actinopteri; Mugiliformes; Mugilidae
Gene: znf574
Product: zinc finger protein 574
Exons: 10
Coding region: 850-3798 (982 amino acids)
Biological process (GO): negative regulation of transcription by RNA polymerase II
Cellular component (GO): nucleus
Molecular function (GO): DNA-binding transcription repressor activity, RNA polymerase II-specific; RNA polymerase II transcription regulatory region sequence-specific DNA binding
Source: RefSeq, a predicted model, not a curated record
UUUCGUAGCGAGCUAGCGUGGAAUCGACGCCCGCUAUUCAGGAUGAGACUGGAGGCUGUUUUGUUAGCUUCAAAGCUAGCGAGGGAGCUAGCUACCACGACAGGAUCUCGUUAGCUGUGUUAGAAAGAUGGCCAUGGUUGCAAGUCAGCAACACUGCCCUGGUCAGAUAUAAAGCCUGACAGCCUGCUAGCCAGCGGCCAUUAGCCAGCAUUGACAUGCUAACGUUACCUGUUUAGCUUUCCCUGAUCCCCUCCAAAACAGCUCAAGAAGCUAACACAGGGCAUGGCAUUUGACAGUAGCUGUUUGAGCCAUGAGUGACUGGUAUUUUUAUUUGUCCGCCGUUUAUUGUCGUUUAGCAGUGGUGUGACUUUAGCCCCCCUGCAAGUGAAAGCUAGCGUUAGCUUCAUGCUUGUCAUGAAGUACGUUAACGUUUAAAACUCAAUUUAGUUUAGGGGCCACAUACAGCCCAAUUUGAUGUCAAAUGGGCCGAUCCAGUGAUACAAUAGCAUACUCAUCUUUAAAAAACGACAACCCCAAAGGCUUCCCUUUGCUUUAAUGCAAAGAAGUGCAUUAUGAAAGUGUUUAAAUUUAAUGAACUGCACUAUUAUAAAACAUGAAAUGAGCAACCAGACAUCUCUUUAGAAAAAUAAGUGCAAUGUCUGCAAAUUCUAGGUCUCAAUGUUGUGUCAUGUGUCUUAUGAACCCUAGGAAUAGUAGUUACUUUUAGUGGACCCUCCGGGCCUAUGUUUGACACCUGUAGUUUAGACCACCUGACUCAUUUAAAAACAUGUGUUGGAGGGGAUAUUAUACUUGGUGAAAGGUAAACGGAUAGAGACAGAUGCUGAUCACAUGGCGGUCGAUUCUUUAUGGCCAGACUCAGCCAUGGAGAGUUCGUCGGUGUACAUGUGCUUCCCCUGCUACCAGGAGUUCAACAGUCUGGAAGAGGUCCUUAAGCACCAGCUGACAUGCACUGCUGAGGUGGAUCAGCCAGUCACACCUGGAACUACUGCCGUCACUGUUCCGAUGCUGCAGACAAGACAACAGUUGGUAAAUGUGUCAAGGACGAUUGCUGUUCCACAGAUUGAAAUCCAAACAGAACACUCCCAGGUCUUGCAGUCGGUUAAGAGUGAACUAAAGCAGGCUGAAGCCAUUGCGGGCAUGCAUUCAGACCAGCCGAGGAUCCUCUACCAAUGCGGAGAUUGCGAUGAACUUUUCAAGAGCCUUGACCUUUGGCAGCAUCACCGUAAACAGGGGAUAUGUCGGGAAUCUCCUUCCCUCGAGAACAAUCCCGAUUCACAACCUGAGCCAGAGACCCCCUCAGACCAGAUUGUAACCACACAAAUAAAUCUGGAUGACGCUACCCUGAGUGAAACCAUAAGGAAUCUUAAAAAAGAACUAGAAGAUCAUCCUGAAGAAGAAAGACAGAUACAAGAUUCUGCAGAGACUAUUUCAUCUCAAAGCGCUGAUCCUUCCGUAUCUGAGGUCGCCUCUGCAGCCUCCAGUCAGGAUGAUUCAUCUACCAGGAGGAGAGGGGCAAACAAAAAGCCUAAGCCUGAACCAUUGCUCUUGUGUGUGGACUGCGGCUCGUGCUUUGGCAUGGUGUCUGAACUCGUGGCCCACCGCAAGACCCAGCAUGGCUUUGAGGAAGCUCUGCACCGCUGCUCCGUGUGUGGGGAAAGCUUUCUAAACACGACCCUGUUCCUCUAUCACCGCAAACAACACAGGCAGAAGGGCGAGGAGAAGGCGGCCGCGGUUCCCGAGGUGACGUCAGAGGAAGUUUGCAGUCAGAGCAACGGCAUGGACGUGCAGGAGCAGGACGCUACGUCUUCCACGACCACCGUCACCGUCCCUUUCGCGCAGCCCGAGUUGUUCAUGUGCACCCACUGUGGGCAGAGCUUCGGCGAGGAGGGAGGCUUGGUCACUCAUCGCAAGCAGAAGCAUAACCUGGAGGAGCCGCUGCACACUUGUUCCCAGUGUGGCGAGAGCUUCAUGAACACCACCCAGUAUCUGUACCAUCGGCAGCAGCAUCGCUUCACAUUAGCGACAGAGGUGGCAGAUGGAGCCGAGACUAGUGAUGAAACAGCCGCCACUAUACCUCAAGACAGCCCACAGAGCACAAAGCGUCUGCUUUCCCCAUCUGCCUCUGCAAGUGAAUCAGUUUCUCCUCUUUCUAAGCGAAGCAGGCCUUCUUUCAGGAUCCUGAGCAGCAAUGCACUCAGAGGAAACAAGGGUUCAGUCAGUAAAGAUGAAUCAGAGGGCAGCGCUGCAGCAGAUUCAGACAACACAAAUCACCCUCCGCCUGCCAAGCUGCUGCAAGACUGGGCCCGAACGCCACUUCCCCACGUUUGCCCCCACUGUGGCAAGACGUUCACCCGGCGCAUCUUCCUUCGCACACACGUCUACAGCCACACUGGAGAAAAGCUCUUCACAUGCAAGGUUUGCUCAAAGUCGUUCACCAACUCCCAGAGCCUGUUGCGUCACAGUAUGAGCCACACGGGCAACAAGCCCUUCAGCUGCGAUGAUUGUGGCAAAAACUUCUCCCAAGCAGCUACCCUGAAGAGACACCAACGCAUUCACACGUCAACGGAGCCUCGGCGCAAGCGUGGACGCAAACCGGUCUGUGCUUUGGACAGUGAGGCCCCUCUCUACCCGUGUCCUAACUGUCCUUCACGAUUCAACACUGUGGAUCAGCUUAACCAUCACAAGUUGCUCCACACCAGCCACCCGUUCCCUUGUCCAGAAUGUGGAGAGGCCUUCAAACGUAGGAAAGAUCUCGACCUUCACUCCCUCGUGCAUCAAGACAAGCAGCCAGCGACGUGUCCUCAUUGUUCAUCCCAGUUUAUCAACCAGUCAGUGCUGGAAAUCCACCUGCAGCGUUGUCCUACCACAGACGAGGAGAAGAAUGCCGGCCGUGGUCGGGGACAGGGUCGAGGACGCUCCACUGGACAGAUUGAAUGUGACCUUUGCGGCCACCGUUGCAUGACCCAGGAGGGCCUUGACCUCCAUCGGUUAUCCCACACGGGACAGACACCUCUCAAAUGCCCAGUGAGGCCUUGCCGUCGCCGAUUCACCUGCAACAGUUCCCUGGAGGAGCACGUGCUGGCGCAUUUCCAAGGAAAGCUCAGCAAGUCCAAAAACAGACCCCGCUUCCGCUGUCAGAUUUGCCACAAGGAAUUUGCCUACAAUUCCACCUUCAGUGUUCACAUGAGGACACACACUGAUGAGAGGCCCUUUGAGUGUGCCACAUGUGGCAAGCGUUUUCGCCAGCUGCCCCAUCUGCAGGACCACGAGCGCAUCCACAGCGGCGCGCGACCUUUCUGCUGCUGGAUCUGCGGCAAGAGCUUCAGCGUGGCCGCCCGUCUCACCGAGCACGCCCGCACCCACAGCGGCGAGAAGCCCUACCCCUGCCCAAACUGUCCUGCCGCCUUCCGCUCUCGUUCCAACCUGGACAAACACAUCCGGCUACACGGAGAUCUGCUUCCGGAGACCACCGAGCACGUGGUUAGCGCAGCCGACGUCGCCCAAGUUCAGAAGGUGCUGGAGGGGGCCAAGGCGCUGUCUUCUCUGGCCGCCACAGGUGAGGUUGAAGCUGGCACCGUGCAGACCAUCUACGUACUGCAGGGACCUGAAGGUAGCACAGAGACCGUGAUGAUCCCGUCCGAUCAGCUGGGUGUCAUGGAGGAAAACUCGCAGGUCGUCAUCCUGCCCUCCUCCGUUCUGGGAGGAGAAAUCACCAUGGUGGAGACGAGCCAGUCGCCACAGCAUGCCAUUGAGUUCAUUGUGGAGGAGACGGUGUGAAAGCAAAGGAGACACGAGCACUGGGACACCUUUGGUUCUGAAAUUAUUAUUAUAAUUAUAGAGUGCUGUUCGGUUGAAAUGUUUGAAAAACUAUAGUUAUUAUCUCAUAUGUAUAUAGUUUGGUAAAUGUUCAAGCCAGAAAUAAACCUACUCCUGCAUUGAGUAGUAGAUUACCAUUUAAUACCAUUGUUGAAGUAGUGAAAAUUAAUUACUUAAAGUAAGGUUAAUACAAAUAGGAAAGCUUCAGGAAAGAACCUUAAAUUAAUCCUUUAAAUUAUUUAAAAAACAGAUUGUGAACAAAUUGGUCCCUGAUCGUAUACAAGGGUGUAUUUACAGCCCCUAUUUAUUAGGGCAAGACACAGUCGCCUGUGAAAUGUUCUCUGCUUUCUUUAUAAUAAAACGCUUCAGUUUUCA